AUGAUUAUUGUUAUUUAUCGUCGAUCAUUAUCAUUAAAUUACUAUUGCUACCACUAUAGUCGUUGUUAUUAUUAUCAUUAUUAUCGCAGGUUUUCGAUGGUUACAGUACCACAGGGAAUCAAUCGUCUUCUACAGACCUUGUCGACUAUCGAUCCUCAAAUUAAAUCAAUAGGAAAUACUAAAAAGAGCAAGUGUAGCCUCAUGAAUUCUGUGUCGUUACGAUUCAAGAACAGUCGCCUAGAAGAUGAGUUUCACAAAGAGAUGGAUCAUUGGUUUAUACCAGCACUGGCCAUCAGCAUAUUCUUCCUAGUUGUUUACGGUAUCUACCAUAUGCUGGUGAUGCCAAGGCUCCUCACUAGUCUGGCGCUGAUCAUCGUAGCACUUACGUUGAUGUUUUUCAUAUUGUUGACGCUUUAUAUCAACUACUUCCAUAGUUUCACUCAAUUCAUCACUCGAACGUCACAUGGUCAUUCACUCGCCAUUCUGCUUAUCAUCGCGAUUCUAUUCCUUUGUGGGAUAGUAAAUACGUUCUCAUGCCCUCAACCGGAGGAAGCGGAUAUAUGCCAGACGAUUCAUUUCUCGGCGUUUUCGUUCGCAAUGUGGAUUCUGACGACGGCCGUCUUCAUCCGGUUUUCUUCCAUCUACCUCUUAGCAGUGCUUACAUUCGCCAUUUUCAUUUACACCAUACAGAUCUUUCUCACACAUCCGCCUAUCGGACCGAAAGAAUUCACCAUCGAAUUCGAUCUAUGGGUAGGAUUAUCUUCAUUGGCAGCUCUAGUUUUUCUCCAUUCGAGAAGAUGUGAAAAAAUCAUGCGACUUGAUUUUUUAUCCGUGGUUAAGGGGGUCGAAGAGUCCGCUUCCAAAGAUCGAUUCGUACUAUUAAACAGCCAAGUGCUGUUGAAUCUAGUACCCCCACAUGUGGCUCCAUGGGUGGCUGCAAAAACCGGCGAGCAGUGGCAUCAUGCGCAUCACUCAGUUGGUGUGGCCUACUUGACAAUCUCUGGUUUCUCAUUGUCAGACGAACAAGGGCUCAACGGGUUGAAUUAUGUGUUCACAUCUUUCGACCAGCAACUCACUAAUUUUCGUGGAAUCGAGAAGAUUAAGAGCGCGAAUCGAUUCUACAUAGUUGCAGUCGGAUUACUUCCAGACGCUGCUCAGAACGUCAACGAAACUCCAUGGACAAUAGGUGAACUGUUGCACACUUUGGCGCAGUUUCUACUUCAGGCCACUCAGUUCGCCACAGAAAAAGAGUUCCAGGUGCAGAUUGGAAUGGAUUGUGGAAGUGCGUUGUCUUUGGUUACGGACACCGACCAACCUCGCUAUGAGCUUUGGGGAGAAACUGUUGAACGAGCACGAAUUCUUAUGCAGAGCGCCAGUCAUGGUCGUACUCUUGUCUCCGAGGAAAUCUUCUUAGCACUUAGACCGCGAAAUCUGCAUUUUAGCACAAAAUCAAUUAAGGUGAGACAUUCUCAUAUUCUUGGAAAAGAUGCAAAAAAAGAUGAAUUCCACAUUUUGCGAUUGUCACGUCUAUGGAGGACUUGCUUUACUUAUUCAAAAAUCGGGAAUUCGACUGACUACGACGAUUCACUCGCCGAUCCGGCCGAAAGGCUGGAGGCUGCAGCUCAUCGCGUUGAUCGUAUGCUCCAGGAGCUUAAUGCUUACGGAGAAUUCACCGAUAUCAAACCGUUAGAAUACCGUCCAUUCCCUACAGCUUUUGGUUCACUGAAAUCUGUACAUCGUGCCUUGUCGUCCGCUUGUCAUACUGAAUAUGAUAAUGCAGAGUCCGAAGCCGCACUAUCUGACGUUGAAAUGAAUGCGAAUGGACGAAUGUCGAGUCGAAGAAGACGCCAUCGAUCACGCAGAAGCGAAGACGUCAAUGUGGAAACGGAGUGUAGUAGUUUGUCUAGCAGUAUAGAAUUGGAUCCACUAAGGUGGAAUUCAGCACACUCAAUCGGAUACGAGAAUGAAUAUGAGAUGCAAUCCGACAAUGAAGGUCUGGCAAUCGAUGAGAUGAAAGUGUUAUCGCGAGAUAUUCGCCGACAUUUCGGCGAUUUCAAUUUGACCACAUUCGACGACAUGCAUCCGGACUGA
Messenger RNA from Angiostrongylus costaricensis, 2091 nucleotides. The record is from the annotation of a GenBank genome assembly. NCBI's taxonomy places the organism in Eukaryota, Metazoa, Nematoda, Chromadorea, Rhabditida, Metastrongylidae.